This is a messenger RNA of Lampris incognitus (smalleye Pacific opah), 1837 nucleotides long. It is a transcript of the gene vsig10, whose product is annotated as V-set and immunoglobulin domain containing 10. The transcript is spliced from 9 exons. Lineage: Eukaryota; Metazoa; Chordata; Actinopteri; Lampriformes; Lampridae. The record is from RefSeq and is a predicted model, not a curated record. Gene Ontology annotation, molecular function: cell adhesion molecule binding. Gene Ontology annotation, cellular component: cell-cell junction. Gene Ontology annotation, biological process: cell-cell adhesion. The coding region runs from base 115 to 1827 and encodes 570 amino acids.
UAAUGCAAGUGUGCAAAAUCUGGUCCGGGACGGGAGAAAUCACCACGAUGUUGACUCGGUCCGUCUCGGGGUAAUCUGGUUUGGUUUCGUUUAGUUUUGGUCUAUAAUGGGCAGAUGCGAGCCCGCAUUGUUCAUUGGCGUAGCAGGCGUUUUCAGGUAGUCCAGUCAGACAGGUUCACAGCCAACCUUUGCUCUAUUUACCGGUUAUGUAGACCGAAGCAGGUGGCCAUGAAGGUAGCCACGAGCACGGCGCUUCUACAGCUGUACCUGUACGUGACAGGUGCCGCAGUCUCAGGUGAGGGCGUCGGCGCAGCCGCGCUCGGGGAACUGGGCGACGGCGCGCUGCUUCCGUGUUACCCCGCCGGUAACGCGACACCGAUCUUCACAUGGUGGACGAGGAACGGACAAGAAAUUAUUCAUCGCGAUCUCUUGGCGCCUCCUCCGACCUCCUCGGCCGGGGAGCACUUCCUCAUAUUGGACAAUGGAAGUCUGCGUGUCGACGGAGUCACGCUGAGCGAUGAGGGCACUUACGUCUGCGGCGCCACGUUCCCCAACAGUUCCACCCAAACCAGUGUGCAGCUGCAGGUAGCUGGCGGUCCACAAAAUGUGUCUACAUCCAUCAGUCCCGCCACUACCCUGCCUAAUGGGACGUUCAUCGUCAGCCAGGGUUCAAACGUGUCUUUCAACUGCUCCAGCUCCUCCUACCCAUCUCAGAAUCUGUCCUGGGUCUCCCCCGGCAACCGCUCCCUCGUAUCAGGCGGUGGCUCCUGGCUGGACUUCAGGAUAAAAGACGUCCAGCCCAGCGAUCAGGGAGAGUACAUCUGCGGGGCCCGGAACAGCCUCUCUCACAGGACAGCCAGUCAAAGCACACAGCUGCUGGUAUACUAUACCCCAAACAGGCACCCUGAGUGCCUGUGGAAGCUCAGUGAUGACCCCUCUCAUGUCCAGUUCAACUGCUCCUGGUUUGGGGCGUACCCGACUCCCACACUGCUGUGGGGGGAGAACCACCAUGGUCAGGGAGUCAGCGUGGAAGGCCACCUCUACGUGUCGGAGGAGACCGAGAGCCUGGCGGUGAUGCUGAAUAGGUCCCUGCUGUUCGAUGGUCAGAUGUUGAAAUGCAUGGCGCACCACCCGGUGCUCGCUCCUGGACAAGAGGCUUCCUGUUUGUUUACCCUCAAGCCGCCGUACCCUGAAGGUGAGCCACUGGUCACAGCCUUGGAGGGGACCAAUGUCACUCUGGUGUGCACCGAGACCAGCUCCCUCCCCCCUGCCACCACCGUGUGGAAGAGGGGCACCCAGCAGGAGGACUUCAAGCCCGGGCCCAAGUACGUCUUGUCUGGGGAUGGCCCUGUCUUCAAACUGACCAUAGUCAACGUCAGCAAUGAGGACGAGGGCGUCUACUUCUGCCGUAGCGAGAACCCCCUCUCCAUCAGCGAGCUGGAGGUCUACCUCACUGUGAAGACUUCUUCCGCUUACACUGGAGCAAUCAUUGGGAUUUUUUUAGCCAUACUGAUCGUGGGAUCAGGAGCUGUCAUUGCUAAAACGCUCUACUCCAGCCGGGACCGGGUCUGCCUUGGGACCGGCUUUGGGCGCUUGGAGGAGGACAGGGGGGACGUACUGAGUCUGGUGGAGUCGGACGAGGAGGAGAUCUUUCAAGAUGCCGUACCCAGACUCCCACCUACGGCCAACGGACACCAGACGACACUUGUCCAGAUACACCGCAUCCCGUCCAGUGAGCACGAUGACAGUGAGAUGGCCGAGGCGAGUCCACAGCAGCAAGAGGACAUGGUGCAGACUAAAGAACCAGUGGAGCUUGUCCAAUUUUAGUCAUCGCGUG